Phlebotomus papatasi is the source of this 965-nucleotide messenger RNA. RefSeq lists its product as uncharacterized. The transcript has 6 exons. Bases 306 to 965 code for a protein of 219 amino acids. The record is from RefSeq and is a predicted model, not a curated record. NCBI's taxonomy places the organism in Eukaryota, Metazoa, Arthropoda, Insecta, Diptera, Psychodidae.
UUAUCACUCUACACGCAGAUUUCCCUCGGCAGUUUUAAAAUUGUAACGGUAAAACGUUCAGAAAAAUUCUGCUGAUUUUCUGCAGAAAAACUCUGUAGAGAAUCUACAGAAAAACUGCAGAAAAGCUUCAGCAUUCUUGUUCGAAUUCGUCAGAUUUUUUCUAAUCGUCACCACGCCACGCCGCCGUGUCAAGAGACGCAGGAAAAAAGGUGCCUCAGGUCCCAACCCAACGUAGCCGAGUUUCGUUCGACACAAGAGAUAAGAACUGGAUAUCUAAGUACGCGCGGACUCACGCAUUGUUGAAAAUGGCUGGACUACAAAUGUUAGUAGAUAUAAAAGAUUUGAUAUCGACUCUGAUUAAAAAGCAAGACGAAAGUGAUAAAAAAUUGGAUGAGGUGCAAAAAAUUGUUUUGGAGAUAGGUAAUAAGGUCUCCCAAUGCGCAACUAAGAUGAAAGAGUUGUCCGUGAAGCAGGCACGCUUGGAGGCAGCCACAAAGCUUAUUUAUGGGAAAAUUGCCGAUACGGUGUACAUUUUUCCCAUAAAUAGUUUGGAGGCAUUUUUCCAACUGGAAAAGGAAGUCGUGGAAGAUGGAACACGCCGGGCAACAGUCGAAGCUGAAUUAAGGAAAAUUAUUCGCCAAAAUGAUGAAUUUUGGUUGGAAAAGGUGAUAGAGGUUGAGCUGCUAAAUGAGUUCACCGUGCAGAAAAUUAUAGGAAAACAUUCGCUCUUAGACUCCGCUGUGAUAAAAUAUUCAAUGAAAUGGUUAAAGUGCUCAAACUCAGCGCUGUCAAUCCAGUUGCGGAAACUGAAGGACAGGAAUUACAAGAGGCAGAAACACGUAAAGAGGAAGGAACAGGAGGGCGAGGAAGUAGGGGAGGUGAUGGACAUGGCGAAGCAGUCUUCAGCAGUCGUCAACGAAGAAAUAACGGAGAUGUUAGUCGGAGAGGUGAACUAUGAAUACUAA